CGCCUGGGCGCCGCGAGCUGAUUGGCUGGAGGCGGGUGCCAUAGAGACGGGAAAGCGACCUCGCGGGAGAAGGGAGUUGUUGUAGCCAUUGGUGCUGACAAGACAUCAGAGGACACAUUGUCUACUGUAGUUAUGGCAUUUGCACCUCCUAGAAACAUGGAUGGCCCAAAGCUGCAGACCAAGAUGAGCACGUGGACUCCACUGAACCAUCAGCUCAUGAAUGAUAAGGUAUUUGAAGAAAGAAGAGCCUUGCUUGGAAAAUGGUUUGACAUGUGGACAGAUGGUCAGAGGCGAAAGAUCCUGGUGGACCUGUUGGAACGCUGCUCUUUGUCACAGCUGAAAUUCUGCGCAAAACAGCUACAGGAUCGAGUCCCUACCGAGGCUCUAGAUUUUACCACAAGGCUUCCUAGAGUCCUGUCUUUAUACAUCUUUUCCUUCCUGGACCCAAGGAGCCUCUGUCGAUGCGCACAGGUGAGCUGGUACUGGAAGUACCUGUCUGAACUGGAUCAGCUCUGGAUGCUGAAAUGCCUGCGUUUUGGCUGGUACAUCAACUUCUCUCCAACCCCCUUUGAGCAAGGAAUCUGGAAGAGACAUUACAUUGAGAUGGUGAAAGAGCUACAUGUCACGAGACCAAAGACUCCUUCAAAGGAUGAGUUUGUAGUUAUUGAUGUGCAACCAGUAAGAAGUAAUGUCCCAGAGUCAAAACUUUCCAUGCUGGGAAGGAGGAUAAACAAGGAAAAAAAAGAGCUCCCACCGUGGCGUUCGUCAGACAGGCAUCCCACAGACACCAUCCGGUUCAAUUACCUCGACAACUACGAUCCCAUCGAGCAGGCUAGGCAGGCGAGGAAGAAAGGAGGAGUGGAGACCCCGGACCUGAGCCGGCUGGCAGCUGAGAGAAAAAAGAGAGGGGCGAGCAGCUCUAAUAAGCUUCAGAAGGCAAAAUCACUGGCAAGUAUCAUCGGCUUGUAAUUCUAUCAGUGGGGGCUGGUGUCAGGUGCACCCAGCAACAUCGGAGCUCAGAGCUUUCACUUCACGUAGGUGACUGCAAAGCAGGCUUCCAGGCAGGUUUGCCUCCCAUCCCUGAGGAAGCCAUCUGGGCAGAUGAAGGACACAAAGCACACGGUGUCUGGCUGCUCUUGGGGCAAUCUGUCCUUCCAGCCUAGACGUAGCCCAUCUGCCUUCGGUGGGAAAAGGGCAGCAACUGUCUGUCUGCAGACAGUGACCUUGUUAUCCACUCCUCCCUCCCUUUGCUUCCUGCGCAGUAUCCUGACAGCUGGUUUCCGUGCUUUACAAAGCACUGGAUUGAUUCUCUUAGGACACUUGUAUCUCUCCCCAAAGCUUCUCUUCCAUGCUCACAACUUUUGAUCAUUGCAGUUUGAACUGAGUUUAUUCUCUGUUUGUUGCGCUGGGCCUGAGCAAACAGCCCCAAGGAUUUAACACUGAGGAUGCAUUGUGCUCAUCGCUGGUGAAAUAGGGCAUCCCCACAUGAAAUGAGGCUUGGGAAGUCAGGCUUCCAGAAAGCAUCACGGGUUUACGGUUUUGUAGAUACAGCAGCAAAUAACUGCCAGAAGAAAGACGUGCUCACAAGCGUAUCGGGGGGUUUUGCAGACCUGGAAGCAUGUUUCCUAAGCGAUGAGAGGCCUGGGAUGCAUGUGAGCUGAGCUAAAGAAGGUUUACGUAAAAGAGAGGCUUUGUCUCCCGAGAUUGGGAGGCAUCCUCCUGACCUACAUACAGCCUGUUUGUGAGGAAAUAGAUUCAGUCAUAGCUAAAGAUCAGAAACUGUAAUUAAAGUUAUUCAUCCUGUGUCUUACAAUUUCCAUUCUCUGAUGGCUUCCUUCAUAGCACGUAGAUCAGAGCACUGUUACAUGGUUUCAUCCCACGACAGCUUCCUGUUUCAAGUAGCCUACAAGCAAAGCUGUGGAGGGGCUUCUGAUCAGGGGGUGCAGGGAUAGGAUGAGGGGAACGAUUUUAGGCUGAAAGAGGGGAGAUUGAGAUGAGAUCUUAGGAAGAAAUGUUUUUCUGUGUGGGUGGUGAGGCCCUGGCCCAAGUUUCCCAGAGCAGUGGUGGCUGCCCCUUGCCUGGAGGUGUUCAAGGUCAGGUUGGAUGGGACUUCGAGCAACCUGAUCCACUGGGAAGUGUCCCUGCCCAUGGCAGAGGGCUGGAAGUUGAUGAGUUUUGGGGUCCCUUCCAACCCAAACUAUUCCAUUAUUCUAUGACUCUAUGAAGUUUAAAGCUGUUUUAGUGUCAGUCCAGAAGAGAACGCAUCUUAUUUCAGGGUAAAAAGAAGUGAAUUUGAUUGUCUUUCCCCAGAUUUUAGCAAAGUUAUAUGUUCUUUGAAGUUACUUAACCUGCAACCCCUGAUCAGGAAAGCACAAGCACCUACUCCGACUCCCACCGUGAAGUCUAAACCCUUCUGCACAACAUCCAUGGCAGCUUUUUCUAUCAAGUGCAUCAGGGUUGAACAGUGUGCAUGCAUGUCACCUGCUGGCUGCUUACAGCUUAAAAGGGACAUUAUUACUCCUGUAGCAAAUUGUCACCAGAAGGAAUUUAGCUGGCAGAAAAUGCUCGGGGACAGAUGUCCAGAGGAGCACGCAGGGUCUGUGGAUACUGAUUUCUCGCCUCACUAAUAUCUCUGGGGAGAAUCUUAAAGCUGCUGCCAGCUGUCAAGGCCUGACAGGUUCACCCUCCUCUCUGGGUGUCUGCGAGGCAGUUAGGACAGCCUGACCCUGAGGUAAGUGUCACAGUGUGGUUUAGUCAGCACGAUGGAGUCGGGCUGAUGGUUGGACUUGAUGAUCUUAGAGGUCUUUUCCAACCUUAAUAACUCUAUGGUUCUCUGAAACCCACAGGGUUCCACUUUAGUUACAUCAGGGCAGAACAAAGCUCCACGUCUCGGUAGCACUGGCUUCCAUUGGUGUUAAAUCCUAUGUCACUGUGUCAUGCUUUCCUAGACCUCUGCUUUGAAAAUAAGCUCAUGUUUCUCUUGAGUUUAGUGCCCAAAUUUCAGCAGAAGAGCUGUGCUUCUUAUUCUCUGACAUAUAAGCCUGCUGUUACGCUGGCUGUUAAUGACAACAACACAAUAAAGGUUAGGUUAUGGUAGGCUGAUGCACAGAAAAUGAAUACAUAUAUAUAUAUAUACACACAGCUUGCUAGGAAUAAUCCAAAAUUAAUUUCCAUUUAUAAUUAAGGUAGGAUUGGGAAACCUUGUUGAAAUGAAGACCUGUGAAAAGAAUCUUAUUUAAUCAAGUCCAAAUAGAGAGGCUUAAUGCUCAAAUCUUUUAGUAAAUCCUUAGAAGAUGAACAGGCUGUGAUGAAAGAAUAAGUGCCCCAAGCAAGCAAACAGCAAGUCAAAUUAAAAAGAAGUUCUUAAAUAGAUCAAUGAUUCAACUGCAGAAAGUAGGUGAGAAUAAAGUAUAUUACUGUCAACAAUGAGGUUGUGAAAAGGGCUGUUAUACAGGGUUCAGGAGGCUGAACAACAGCAGACCAAAAGAGAAUAAAGAGGUAAUUAAGGUGACGAUCUGAGUCCUGGAAUUACAACCACUGGCUCCAAAUUUGCACGCGGUGAAUCAGGUCUCCUCCUAGUAAACUUGUGAGGUUUCAGAGUUUAUUAGUAAUCAUGGAAAGCAUAGCAGAAAAUGUGACUGGGCUCACAUUUAAUUUAGAAUAAAUUGAGGUAAAUGAGCUAAAUUACAAUAAAUAGUAAAUUACAAUAAAUUGAGUUAAUUCGGUGUCUGAAUCAAGGGCCACGUUCUUAUGAAUUCACACACAACCCCCGUGUCUCUGCAGUGGCGAGGGAACACCAGCUCUAGAUUUAUCCAGGGCAAUGACUUACUCUAAGGAUAGGAUCAUUAAGUUUGGAAAAGACCUCUAGGCUCAUCCAGUCCAACCAUGAGCCUAACCACACCGUGCUGACUAAACCAUGUCCCAAAGUGCCAUGGCCACAUGUUUAAUGAACACCUCCAAAGAAGACUCCAUCACUGCCCUGGGCAGCCUCUGCCAGGGCUGUACCACUCUUUCAGGAAAGAAAUUGUUCCCAAUAUCCAAUCUAAACCUCCCCUGGCACAACUUGAGGCCAUUUCCUCUCAUACUGUCCCCCUGUUCCUUGGGAAAAGAGACCAACACCUACCUGGCUACAACCUCCUUUCAGUGAGCUGCAGAGAGCAAUGAGGUCUCCCCUCAAUCUCCUCUUCUCCAGGCUAAACAGUCCCAGAGCCCUCAGCUGCUCCCAGAACCCCUGGGCUCCAGACCCUUCACUAGCUCUGUUCCCCUUUUCUGGACAUACUCCAGCUCCUCAAUGUCUUUAUUGCAGUGAGGGGCCCAAAAUUGAACCCAGGAUUUGAGGUGCAGCCUCACCAGCGCUGAAUACUGGGGGACAAUUCCUUCCCUACUCCUGCUGGCCAGGAUGCUGUUGGCCUUCUUGGCCACCUGGGCCACUGCUGGCUCAAGUUCAGCUGCUGUCGAUCCAUAUUCUCAAACCCUUUUUCUUCAGGCAGCUUUCCAGCUACUUUUCCCCAAGCCUGGAGUGUGGAUAUUGGUAGUUUCAGGGUUAACCAUCUCUUUAAGCCCUUUGCUGGAUCACAGCUUUACGGCUUGUCUGUACCAUUGUGAUGCCUUCAGCAGCCACUGUCCCAGGAUUCUAUGAAGGAAAGUGAAGAAUGCAAAAGGUUCAGGGACUUCUCCAAGCUUUGACCAGGCUUGGGAUGGAAACCAGAUCUCUGAUUUAGGCCUGUGUAUCACCCCUCCUGUGUGCUCUGCCCUGGGGCUGGGAUUUCUGAGCUCUGGCCCUUCACAGGCACCACUGCUGUCACAUCAGUGUCCUUUACACAAGUCCUUGAGGACUCCCAGAGAGGAAUUCUCUGCAACUUCUCCACAGAACAGGCAGCCUCAUGCCCAAAUGUCAAAAUUCCCAGACACUGCAUUAGGAAGGUAAAAUCCAAUUGAUGCUUUUGACAGUUUGACUGUGAUGUCAGCAGUUCAGGGCUCAUUUGGCCUUUCAGGCUCUCUGCUGGUUUCUGUUUGAGGCUGCUCCACCCUCACAGCUGUCCCUGAAUUACCGACUUGUUUUUAGUACUUACAAAAUAACAUCUUUUUGACAGAAUCAGUCACUCUGCCCUUACUGCCUAUAUCCUAAUGUAAUAAGAUUGCAGCAUUUGAAGUAAGGAAUGAAUUUUUGUAUGACAUGCUGACAGGGAAUUGAUGUUUUGAGUAUGGAUCACAUUUAUGUACAGUGUGGAUGUAGUCCAUGCGAAGAUACAGGGUUCUCAGCACUGAGACACAGCCUCGUGCCACGUAUACUUUGUACCACCACUGUUCCGCAAACCUGACUUUGAAUUUUAUUUAUCUAUACAAGAAAUCCUGUUGAACUUCCUGGGACUCCUGAAAAUGUAAAUAACUCAGUAUAAUGUUUAUGUAUUCAAACUCAGCUUAUAGAGGUCAUUCUAUAUGGCACUUUGGGACAUGGUUUAGUAGGCACAGUGGUGUUGGGCUGACAGUUACACUGGAUGAGCUUAGAGGUCUUUUCCAAACUCAAUGGUUCUGUGAUUCCACAAUUCUCUUAUUUAGAAGUGCAGUCUGGCUCCAAAUGUCUAUGCCUGUCCCUAUGAGCUUAAACCCAAGCCAUCAAUACCACGGCAGCUGAGAAGCAAGGAAUAGUCAGAUUUGUGCUGUAACUACUGCUCCUAUGGGAUUCUGUUUUUCCUACUAGGACAAAAAU
Messenger RNA from Cuculus canorus (common cuckoo), 5710 nucleotides. RefSeq names its product F-box protein 16 (gene FBXO16). The record is from RefSeq and is a predicted model, not a curated record. Lineage: Eukaryota; Metazoa; Chordata; Aves; Cuculiformes; Cuculidae. Gene Ontology annotation, molecular function: protein binding. The transcript has 7 exons. The coding region runs from base 133 to 969 and encodes 278 amino acids.